AUGGAGGAUUCGAAGAAUGCGUUUCUGUUCCACCUAUUCUCCUCCUCAGAGGGAGAGCAGGCAGGGGAACAAAAAACCAAGGUGACAAAUUACAGGUUCAUUAAACUGCCCAGCAUAAGCGAGCCGCACAAAUGUGUGUUAUACCACUACAAUGAAAGGAACAACCUGCUGUACCUACUGGAAAGGAAUUACUAUAAUCCAAAAAUUGAGUCCUUAAAACAUGAGAAUGAAAAAAUAAACAAAAGCUGUGUUUCCCUUUUUAUAAAUAAUUACGCUGUGCAAAAUGAAUGCAGCUUUUUCUGUUACCCCAUCGAUGCAAUUUUUCUCUUCAUAAGUAUCAUAUAUCAAAAUUGCGCCAGCAACACGUAUACCACGCUGGGGGAUUACCUAGACAAUGUUUUAAAAGACAAAGAAAAGAGGGAACAAAACGAAAUAAGAAAAAAUGUCUUUUUCAUUUUCAACAAAAAUGUCAGUAACAUCAAGGAGAGGUUAAAAAAUAUCUGCGACGAAUGUUACGAGAUGGGAAAAUAUUAUUUCAAACCGAAUUUAAAAAAAGUCCAAAAUUUUUUCAAUCUUAAAUGUGUAAAGUUAUUCAAUUAUAUUGUCGAAAAUAAAAUUGUCUUCUCUGAUUAUGCCCACACAGUGGAGGAGGAUAUUUUGAAGAAACACAAUGUUGACAUGGACCUCCAUGAGAGAAGCACGUCUAAAGUUAAAAAUGCUAAAUGGAAACAAAUCGAUGUGUAUGGUGAAUAUAAAAAGCUGGUAGACUCAUACGUAAUACAGUUUAAUAAAAAGUACUACAAAUUUGGUGGAUCCAAUUUGAGGACAUUCGUUUGGCUAAUUGUGAAGGGGUUUAUGAGUUCUUCUUUGAGUGAAAAACUCACCCCUUUAGAUAUACAGGAAAAAUUAAGCAAAAUGAAGGAGGACGAUAAGAAGAAGAAAAUGCAACAGAAUGAUAAUUUGCCCAAGGGGAAGAAGCACUCCCUGCAGCAACCCAGGAAUCAGCUGAUGAUCGAGUCCUUUUUUAAAAAGAAAAAGACCAAGUGA
Plasmodium coatneyi is the source of this 1047-nucleotide messenger RNA. RefSeq lists its product as uncharacterized. The transcript has a single exon. The coding region runs from base 1 to 1047 and encodes 348 amino acids. Lineage: Eukaryota; Apicomplexa; Aconoidasida; Haemosporida; Plasmodiidae. The record is from RefSeq and is a predicted model, not a curated record.